This is a messenger RNA of Somion occarium, 762 nucleotides long. The record is from the annotation of a GenBank genome assembly. Lineage: Eukaryota; Fungi; Basidiomycota; Agaricomycetes; Polyporales; Cerrenaceae.
CGAUCACAAAUGAGACGCGACGUGUAAGCGCGCAAACGCGGUCGCACGUGGAAGCUGUUCCGGCACUAUCCGAGUGAGGUAGCGAAAGCUUUCGUCGAGUGAAGUGUUCCGUCUCACUCGACAGUAACCAGUCAUGUCUGCUCUUCGUCUCCUCUCUUCUGCUGGUCGGAGAGCACCAAAAGCUCUUUCCCUGGGCCGCCGUGGAUAUGCUGAAGUAGCCGAUAAAAUCAAGCUUUCCCUGGUCUUGCCCCACCAAGCCAUCUUUACUUCUGCGGAUGUUGUCCAAGUCAACUUGUCUGCUGCUACAGGUGAUAUGGGUAUCCUCGCCAACCACGUCCCUUCCAUCGAGCCUUUGCGUCCUGGUGUUGUUGAGGUGAUUGAGGGCGCUAAUGGUUCAAAGAAGUGGUUCGUCUCUGGCGGGUUUGCCACUGUCCACCCGGGAAACACGCUCACCAUCAACGCUGUUGAAGCUGCUCCCCUUGAGGAUUUUUCCCCUGAGGCUGUCCGUGCCAACCUUCAAGAGGCUUUGAAGGUUGCUUCUGGAAAUAGUUCUGAGGAGGACAAGUUGGAAGCUCGUAUUGAGGCCGAUGUGUACGAGUCCAUCCAACACGCUUUGGGCUCUCGAUAAUUGCACAAUGUUCCACAUAUGCAGAGGACUAUAUUAUAGUAGAAUCUUUAAGGUGCCUAUGUGCACGUCUGUCCGCCCGACCACACCAGAGUGAUAAGUAUGCCAAACGAUCUUGAUUACAUAAUCCAAAAGUG